Molecule: messenger RNA, 2874 nt
Organism: Cavenderia fasciculata
Lineage: Eukaryota; Evosea; Eumycetozoa; Acytosteliales; Cavenderiaceae
Exons: 5
Coding region: 1-2874 (957 amino acids)
Source: RefSeq, a predicted model, not a curated record
AUGACUAGUCUAUUAAAGUUAUCUAAUUUAUUAUUAUCACAAAUCAUCUCAUCUAUUGAUGACAAUGAAGAUAUAAUAUGUUUGUUGUUUACAUGUAAAAAGUUAUACAAUAAUAGUAGUAGUAUUAGAAGAUCGAUUGGAUUUAAAGGGAUAGAAGCAAUCAACGAGAAUGUCAAGGAAUAUAUAUCAAGAAAGUUUAUAGUAACUGCUACUCUUAAAGGAUUUAAUCUCAACUCUUUCAAAGAUGUAUUGGUGAAUGGUAUAUCUAAUCAUCAGGUGAUUCUAGGCAAAUACGCAAACAAAGAUAUUCCUCAAUGGAUACAACAACGUAUUUCUCUAACUGAUAGAGACAGAGAUGAUAUGAAAAGUGGCAUUACAACUGCAUUGGUAAACAACGCAACACCAACAUUAAUAGAGUCACUCUAUGACGACACACCAUCUCUCGAGACACUAUUCAUUGACGACAAACAGACUGUAGUCGAUCUUGACCGUAUCUCACUAUUACCUCGUCUCAAACAACUUGAAGUUCGUGCAAACCAAUUGAUAAUUGGUCAACACACAUCACUAAAGUCUCUAAAGAUCGAUGUCAGAUGUGAUCCAAUCGACAUGUGUCUCACCAAAUUCGUAUCGUUGACAGAGUUGACCUAUGUUAAUAGUUUUGUGCAUGAUCGUAUUGGACCAGGUCUGUUGCCAAACACUCUAACCUCACUCACUUUGACACUGAUGGACGCACCACCACAAGAUACGUUCCUUCCAUUGACAUCGUUGGCUAAACUAAAGAUAGACUUUCAAAAAAUUUCAAUGGAGGAUGUAGAGGUGGACGACCAACCAAUCAUCGAUCUCCAGUCUCUAAGCAGAUUUGAGAAACUCAGUUUCUCCCAUCCCUUCAAGAGAAUAAGGUAUAACCUCGUGUUUAGAGUCCCUCCUUCCAUCAAGAGUCUUGGAUUUUUCUCAACAGGAGCAAAAAUCGCACGGGAUUGUCCGAUGCCAUUAUUGGAGAAAUUGUUUGUCGCGCAAAACACAUUGAUUGAUGGAAGAGUCAGUCUAAUGACAUCAUCAACAUCUCUAAAGGAACUAUGUAUUUAUGAAUGUAAUGGUACCUUUCCAGCAGCUGCUGGAAAUAGUAAUGAUACUUUUAUCAUACCAUCUAGUCUUGAAAAGUUAACAAUCUUUAAACAAGAAUCUAAAGUAGAUGUGCUUCAACACCUUGUAUUACCGCCAUCUCUGACUGAUCUAACUAUCAUGGAUCUACCAUCCUCUUAUCCACCCAAUCUUGAAACGCUCAAUCUACUCGAUAUCAAAGGUGACUUUAUGAUUGACGUACCUUCAACCGUUAAAUAUCUAUUAAUGCGGUUGGCCAUACCACCUAAACCAUGGCAAAAUGAUAUUCUUGUCUUUUCGAUAACCUCUGGAUUAACCAAAAGCAUCAACUCUGUUGGCAACCAAUCACAAUGGUUGCCGAUCAAUACCACCCAUCUUACUUGCAACUUAAAUACUUUUGUCACACAUAUAGCAUUUAGAUUAGAUCAAGUAAUCAAUCACACCAAUGUUAGAUAUUUAAAUAUCAAUAUUUCGAGUAUCAAUUAUCAAUUUUCAAUUCAAAGAUUAGACCUUGAUAAUAACAAUGUGUUGAUAUUGGAAAGACAAACACUUCAAGGUGGAAUCAUCACUCAGAAACGAACAAAAUCAAUCAACAAUCAAAAACAACAACAACAACAAUAUGAUCCAAUUUAUUUAUUGUGUGAGGUCAUACUAAAAGAGAAAAAAACUCAAUCCUACAUCAUCAAAAUCAAAGACUUUCCUCAAUGGAUACAACUUGCAGACAGUGGUAUUACAACUGCUUUGGUUAAUGAUUUCAAACCAUCAUUGAUAAAGUCAAUCUCUGAAAUACCGUCUAUCGAGACACUAUUCAUCAAUCAAGAAGGUACUAUGGAUCUUAGUUUUAUAUCACUAUUACCUCGUCUCCAACGACUUGCGGUCAGCGCAGACAAGAGAUUAGUUUACCUCCAUCACACGACACUUGACUUUAAUUCUAAAAGUGCAUACAUCUCAACGAGAUCGACCCUACCAAAGUUGGAAAAGUUGGGUGUUAGUCAAGUAGAAUUAUUCAACAGUCUAUUGGUAUCACCUUUACUCAAGAAACUAGUUAUCUACAAUUGCAAUGAAAUCAUUCCAGAAAAUAAGAUCCCAAAGACUGUCGAAAAACUUACAAUCUUUAAACUCGUUUAUAAAGAUAUACUUGGACAAGUUAUAGUUUGGAAACCAGAUGUCCCAAUCAAAGAUAUCUAUAUUAAAUUUCCACCAUCUUAUCCACCAACUCUUGAAACACUUGAUCUCAUCGAUAUAAAAGGUGAAUAUACCAUUGACAAUAUACCACCAUCCACCAAGCAUUUUGCCUAUAUCCAUUCUCCAACAGUAUUCAAGGAUCUCAUUAAAAAUGGGUUAUCAUCCAAUACAACUCAUCUAACUUGCCUGGUAGAUAGUGAUCAACAUGGUACAAAAUUUAGAUUAGAUGAAAUUAUCAAUCAAACCAAUGUUAGAUAUUUAAAUAUCAUUCUAGUCGUUAUCGAUUAUUCAACUCGCGAAUAUCCCGAAAUAACCAGACAAACACAUCAAUUUACAAUUCAAAGAUUGGACUCUGACAAUCUGAAUGUAUUGGUAUUGGAAACACAGUCACUUAUAGGUGGUUUUAUCACUCAACGACAGAGAAAUGUAAUGAAACCAAAAUCAAAUCAACAAAAACAAAAAUAUGAUCCCUUUUAUUUAUGUUUUAAUAUUGGCUGUGAUUCGAAUGAAAUAUACAAUUAUAAGAUUUUAUUAAAUUUUCAAAAGAAACAAAUUAAAAGAGAAAAGACCAAAACGACUAUAAAUUAA